AUAAGUAAAUGAUAAAUUACAAAAUUAUAUCUAAACAGUUGUUAAACUAGUAUCGAAUGUCGUGUAGAAAAUCCUUUAAAUUUUUUUAUUUAUUUACAAGUUAGGGUGUAUUAUAAAUGGCAAGCUUUCAAAAAGACCAAAACUAUUUGGAUGAAACGGAAAGUGACGACGAAAUAGAAACACUAAGUCUGGGCGGUCGCCCGAAAUAUCAAGUUUGUCCGAACGGUGUUCACGUAGAACUCGAUGGAAAAGGCGAAGGAAGAGUGGCGAAACAUUUUAGGCCAGUGCAUAACGAGCAAACUCCUAAAAACCUUAGUGUAAAGCCAUAUUUUUGUCAGUCGAGACAUGGGAAAUGUGGAAACAGCAAGUCUCUGUACGAUGGCAAAAUGACCCUGGUCGUCGAUGACACGCGUUUUGUUGUAGAGAGAAACAUAUUUGAUUCAAGGCCAAAUACCAUGCUAGCCAGGAUGUUCUCUGCAUCUACUGAUUAUUGCAAGAAAAACGAAAAGGGUGAAUUUUUCGUAGCUCAAGGAGUUUCAUCCACCUUAUUUAAAUCAAUAUUGGACUACUACAGUGUUGGCAUCAUCAAUUGCCCUCCUAGUGUUUCCAUUCAAGAACUACGCGAGGCCUGUGACUAUUUGCUCAUUCCUUUUAGUGCAGCUGUCAUCAAAUGCCACAACCUGAGGGAGCUGCUUCACGAGUUGUCAAAUGAUGGUGCAAAGGAACAGUUUAGAAGAUAUUUAGAAGUGGAUAUUUUACCGUUGAUGGUUCAAGCGGCCAAGCUUGGUCGACGUGAAUGUCAUAUUGUCAUAUUGACUAAUGACGAUAUUGUCGAUUGGGACGAAGAAUAUCCUCCUAGUACGGGAGAAGAAGAUAUACAAAUUAUUUAUUCAUCGGACCUAAACGGGUUUUUCAAGUAUUUUGAAAACAGAGAUGUUGCCAAAGAGGUUCUGAAAGAACGCGGUUUAAAAAAAAUUCGACUUGGAAACGAAGGUUAUCCUACAACGAAGGAGAAGGUUCGACAACGUCAUAAUAGCAGCAGACCAGAAGUCAUUUACAAUUACGUGCAAAGACCUUUUAUUCACAUGUCUUGGGAGAAAGAAGACGGUAAAAGCCGCCAUGUUGAUUUUCAAUGCGUCAAGACCAAAGUAGGCACGAACGUUAUCGGUGCAGUGGACGAACCAGCAGCCUUAGCGGCCGUAUCCGGAGGUGAUAGCGUACCACCGCCUCCACAAGUUCUGCUGGGAUCUGAACCGGAAGACUGAGCCGGCAGACUAGUUUACUGAAUGCAUCAUGAAUUAGUAGAAUUUAGAAGAUCCAUCUCAUUUUCCUGAUUAUGGUUUUGCAUUCUUUCGGCAGACAGAUCAUCGUUGUUUAACAUAGUAUUUUUUCCAACGGUCAUGGCUCAUUUAAUCCGAGCGAGAAAAGUGAAAUUCUUGAUGGUGUACUAAUGGGAGUCUGACUUGUUUGCAAAAGAUUGAAAGUUUUUUUGUGUGGGGGGGUUGUAUGACGGGGGCGAAAACUUUGUUUCCACAUCUUUUUCACUUAAAAAAUGUACAAAAGAUCCAGUUUCGUGCACUUGAAAAAUUCUUUCAAACUUUGCUCGAACUUUUGCGUUUUACUCAUUUAAUUGUCUGCUGUUUCCAUCUUGUGAUUGAACUUUUUCUCGUUACCUACAUUAAACUGUAGUUUGAUCAACAAGAGAAUUAUCCAUAGAUUUUCCAUUGCAGAUAUUUAUCCGAUACUCAAUAAAUGCAUAUAAUAAGUAA
Molecule: messenger RNA, 1769 nt
Organism: Xenia sp. Carnegie-2017
Lineage: Eukaryota; Metazoa; Cnidaria; Anthozoa; Malacalcyonacea; Xeniidae
Product: BTB/POZ domain-containing protein 10-like
Exons: 8
Coding region: 117-1265 (382 amino acids)
Biological process (GO): positive regulation of phosphorylation
Cellular component (GO): cytoplasm
Source: RefSeq, a predicted model, not a curated record